CCAGCAGCCAACGAGCCACCGAGGAUUAAGUCACCCACCCACAACAGCAUGAUGAAACUGAUACUGUCCCUGCUCUCCCUUUGUGCCUUGGCAGCAGCUCGUCCUGGCUUCCUGCACGGCCACCAUCACCACUAUCCGGAGUAUCCUUUAUAUCCGCAUCACCAUCAUCAUGUGGAGCCACUGCAUGUGGCCAAGAUUGUCCACCUGCCCGCCGCCGUCUCCCACCAAAGCUCCACGGUGGUGCACAGUGUCCCCCAUCACAUCAUCAAGCCAGUGAUCCUGCCCACAGUGGUGAAGACGGUGGUGCAUCCUCCCAUCCUCAAGGCUUAUCAUCCUGCGCCGCUCAUCAAGGCCUAUCAUCCUUACGAUCCUUUCCACCUGCAUCACCACCAUCACGAUUUCCAUGAUUUCCAUCACUAUUAA
Molecule: messenger RNA, 423 nt
Organism: Drosophila kikkawai
Lineage: Eukaryota; Metazoa; Arthropoda; Insecta; Diptera; Drosophilidae
Source: RefSeq, a predicted model, not a curated record